AAACAAGCUACCAAAAAGUCAGCCAGCAUUUCAUAACUGCCCAUAAAGAACAACAACAAUUUCACAUCAUGGGAAAAUCCAGUAAAGAUAAGCGAGAUGUUUAUUAUCGUUUGGCUAAGGAACAAGGCUGGAGGGCUCGAAGUGCUUUCAAACUGAUGCAAAUCGAUGAAGAAUUUAAUUUACUGGAAGGUGUUACCAAAGCAGUGGACUUGUGUGCGGCUCCAGGAAGUUGGUCCCAAGUCCUCAGCAAGAAACUCGUGGAAAACCAAAAGGAGGGAGAAGUAGCGAAAAUUGUCGCCGUCGAUCUUCAAGCGAUGGCACCACUACCGGGAGUCAUUCAAUUGCAGGGAGAUAUCACUAAGCAAUCAACUGCGGAUCAAAUUAUUUCAUAUUUUGAUGGCGAAAAAGCGGACAUUGUUAUAUGCGAUGGUGCUCCUGAUGUGACGGGAUUGCACGAUAUGGAUGAGUAUAUUCAAGCACAACUUUUGUUAGCAGCACUCAAUAUCACAACACAUGUCCUCAGACCUGGCGGUUCCUUUGUAGCAAAGAUCUUUCGAGGAAAGGACAUUACACUCCUUUAUACUCAAUUGAAGAUCUUUUUCCCAAAAGUCACUUGCAGUAAACCUAGGAGUUCAAGAAACUCUAGUAUUGAGGCGUUUGUUGUCUGUCAAGAUUAUACUCCACCAAAGGAUUAUGUUCCCAAUAUGGGUACUCCAAUAUUAGACUUGGCUCCUACGGAUGCACAGGGCCGCUCAAACAGGACGAUUGUACCAUUUAUUGCCUGUGGCGAUCUUAGCGGAUUCGAUUCGGAUAUGACCUAUGCCUUGCCCGACACUGGAGCUGAGGACUAUAAGGUCUUGGCUCCUGUUCAAAUGCCCAUCACCGCACCGUAUCUCUCAGCCAUGGAAAAGAAACGCAAGGGCUUCUUUAAUGAACAAAUGGCCAAGAAGUAA
This is a messenger RNA of Lobosporangium transversale, 953 nucleotides long. Its product is annotated as FtsJ-like methyltransferase-domain-containing protein. Gene Ontology annotation, biological process: tRNA methylation; cytoplasmic translation. Gene Ontology annotation, molecular function: tRNA methyltransferase activity. Gene Ontology annotation, cellular component: cytoplasm. Bases 69 to 953 code for a protein of 294 amino acids. The record is from RefSeq and is a predicted model, not a curated record. The transcript is spliced from 8 exons. NCBI's taxonomy places the organism in Eukaryota, Fungi, Mortierellomycota, Mortierellomycetes, Mortierellales, Mortierellaceae.